AUGGUCAACCAGCGAUUCCAGAGCGGCCCUAAUGGGCUCUAUCGUCAGCCCCUUCCUGGCGACCUCCCCUCCCCUGCGACCGCUCCUCUCCGGCCCAUCUUCCCCAGCCUCUACUUCCCCAGCCUCUACUUCCCCAGCCUCUACUUCCCGGCCCCUCCCUUGGCCCCGCCCCUGGCUCCUCCCUUGGCCGCUCCCUCCUGGCCCUUCCCCUGGCAUCUCCGCUCCUCCCCUACUCCCAUGGACCGUCUCAAACGGUCUCUCCAGGUGGUAGUCAGCGUUCUGCCAUCAGCCAACUCUGAAUGGUUGAUGACAAUUGGACCAUAA
Molecule: messenger RNA, 324 nt
Organism: Cryptococcus amylolentus CBS 6039
Lineage: Eukaryota; Fungi; Basidiomycota; Tremellomycetes; Tremellales; Cryptococcaceae
Exons: 1
Coding region: 1-324 (107 amino acids)
Source: RefSeq, a predicted model, not a curated record